UUCAGUAGACGGUGAGCCGUGUUAGGGAACGGUACUGGUCGGACUCGACGUUGGCCCUAACUACUUCGUUAAAUCGCGAUUAUAAUAUACGCGUAUGAUUCCUAUAUAAAAAUAAAUAACAAAUAAGUAAUAUAAAAUGGAAUAAAAUAAAAGAACGUAAAAUAAACAUAGAAAAAUUUCGAUGAAAUUAAACGAAUCGUGUUAACGUUCGAAUAAAAAUUAUAAAUUAUUAUUGUAAAUUAAGAGUAUAGAACAAUAAUAAUAACAACAACAACAACAACAACAACAAUAAAAGAAACAAAAAUAAAAAUAUGUGUAGUAAACACGAGAAUACUCGAAGUGAAACUGGUUUAUCUUCGUCGAUCUUGUGAAUUUUUUUUUAAGUGGACCAAGAAGUGAGAAAAUGGCUGAGAACGGGAACUGUCGAGUACAAAUGGAAAUUGGCGAAGUUCCCCAUAACGUGGACGUCCAAUUACAUUCAACUAAGACUGAACUCAAAACGACUGAGAUCAAAGAGAAACGCUGUCAAAUGCAGAAGAAACGUGAAACGUCGGAGUUCCGCCAGGAGGAUGAGAUAUUCGUUGCAACAUGUGAGAAACAAGAACAAAGAAUACACAGAGAGCAACAACAACAACAACAAUCUCAUUCGCAAAAUUUUUCAAUGACAACGACGAUAACGACAACGACUAUGACGACGGAUAUACAGCAGGUUGAUAGAUUCGAAUCGAGUUCAGAUGUCUCCGGUUCGACUUUUAGCAGUCAGAGGGUUUACAAGAAGUCCUCGCCAAACAGCAAAUUAACUCUCUACCUAGCCAGUAGAGAUCUUAUCGUUAACGAUGCGAAAAUAGACAAGUUGCAAGGUGUUCUAUUGGUCGACCCAGAAUAUCUUCAACAAAAAAGGGUUUACGGUCAAAUAACAUUGACUUUUCGUUAUGGCAGAGAGGAUGAGGAAGUAAUGGGCCUAAAAUUUUGUAACGAGGCGAUAAUGUGUGUCUCCCAACUAUAUCCACCAUAUUCGGGACCAGAUCAUCACGAUAUUGUAACACCUUUACAGGAUGCUCUGGUAAAGAGAUUGGGAUCAAACGCUUACGCAUUCACCAUGGAAAUUACACCCUUGGCACCGCCAUCCGUGCAAUUGGUACCUGCUAAGGAAUAUACUGGUGCACCCAUCGGAACGAGUUACGACGUUAGAGCUUACGUGGCUGAUCGACCCGACGAUAAGUUGCAUCAAAAAUCAACCGUUAGAAUGGGCAUUAGAGUGAUUCAACGAACGACGAAACCACCCUUACCAUGUCUUACGAUGUAUAGUGUGCCUACAUCGACGAUGAUACCAUCAAGGAUUCAAGUUAACAAAACGAGAAUCUCUACCAAUGAAAUCCUCGAGGACGAAGAAAAUAUAGGACCACAAGCAGCCAUCGAAAAACCAUUUAUAUUGAGCGAUGGACGUGUAGGUUUAGAGGCAAGAUUAGAUCGAGCAAUUUAUGCUCAUGGUGAUUCCAUAACUGUUCACGUCAAUGUUAACAACAAUAGCAGCAAAUCCGUCAGACGAAUUAAGGUUUUCGUCGUUCAACAUGUCGACGUUUGUAUGUUUAGUAAUGGUAAAUUUAAAAACGUGGUAGCAAUUGUAUCUUCUCAAGAGGGCUGCCCUAUAGGGCCAGGAACUAGUUUGAAAAAAUGUUACACUUUGAAACCGAUCAAAGGAUCCAGCAAAAAUUGGAUUGCUUUGGAAGAUAGUUAUACAAAAGCUGGUGCUACAUUAGCUUCUACAAUCAUUUGUCCUGGAAAUGGACCAGAAGAUCGAAAUGUCUUUGCUAUUUAUGUAUCAUAUUACGUGAAGGUGAAAUUAAUAAUUUCAACGAUAGGGGGUGACGUUUCUUUAAAAUUGCCAUUCACUUUAACUCAUACUAAUACCGAUCCAGAUCUUGUUGGAUUUCCAUCGCCGAUUAGAGAACAUUCGAAAUCUUUAAGAAAAAUGGAGGAUAUAAAUGAACAUCCGGAUAAAUAUGAUUGUAAUCAAACGAAGAAUAAAGAAUCAAAAUUGACGACUAUUCAAGAAAAAGAAAAACAAUCAAGAAUCGCCGACGUUGAUCUUAUAGAACAUUGUGACGAGGAGGAAAGUACCUGAGACCAGGUUAAACGUGACGAGAAGCCUACUCGACAAUCUAAAAAGAAUAAUAACGAAGCUAAAAAUAUAAACUUGAAGAAUACAAAUCAAAAGGCCUGUAAGUUAGGCUUCAGUAUACAAAGAGCUUGGUGCUGUUUCAGAAGAGCCUCUUAGUGCGUCUUGAAUUUAAAAAGAACAUUUGAGAUAAUAGAUGGAGAAAAAAAAGAAAUGGAGUGUGUGUGUGUUGAUUAUGAGUCAUAUUGAAAAUGAUUCCAAAAAAUAGAUAUUUUUUGAAGGUACGAUUAUACACUCCCAAAAUGGUUCCUUCAUUUGUCGUGACUAUAUCGACUGAUUUUGAAUUAUUAUUCUACAGUACGGGGAAUCUAGAGCUUUUUUUACUCUUUUAACUUUUUUAUUAAUGUUAUGUAUAUAUACAUAUAUAUAUAUAACAUUAUCAAUUUGAUAUAUAUAAAGCUGGCAAUAUUUGGAGAAACAAAAAGAUUUUACGUUCAAAUAGAGAAAGAUUCAUGGUAAUAACUAAAACAAAAGAAUAUGUCAAUUGGUCCUACAGAAUGAAAUUUUUAGAAAAAUGUGAUUUAUAAUGCAGAACGUAAUUAUUCUAUAAUGAUAAAAUAAUGAAUAUAAGCGUAUAUAAAAAGCAAAUAUGGAAUUUAUUGAUGGGACUUCCAAAUGUUUAAUACAUACGUUCAUAUUAUUAUGUAAAUCUUUGAAACUAAUUAAAAAAUAUCAACUGCCAGUCUAAAUAUUUGGAAUUAAAAGUUACUAUGUUUUUUUAAGGUACUAUCAUUGCAGAAAAAAAAACAAAAACAAAAAGGGAAUAAUAUAGACAUUCCAUCAAAGCUAUUUAUUAAGACGAAAGAAAAUAAAAAGAAAUUGAGAAUUAAA
Messenger RNA from Vespa crabro (European hornet), 3010 nucleotides. RefSeq names its product phosrestin-2-like. Gene Ontology annotation, cellular component: cytoplasm. Lineage: Eukaryota; Metazoa; Arthropoda; Insecta; Hymenoptera; Vespidae. The transcript is spliced from 11 exons. Gene Ontology annotation, biological process: G protein-coupled receptor internalization; signal transduction. Bases 404 to 2125 code for a protein of 573 amino acids. The record is from RefSeq and is a predicted model, not a curated record. Gene Ontology annotation, molecular function: G protein-coupled receptor binding.